Messenger RNA from Aureobasidium musti, 1785 nucleotides. The record is from the annotation of a GenBank genome assembly. Lineage: Eukaryota; Fungi; Ascomycota; Dothideomycetes; Dothideales; Saccotheciaceae.
AUGCCUUCGAUCCGGUCACUCCUGUUCGCUGGACUCCAGGUCACUAGCUUUGCGCUGGCCGACUCUACCGAUAGCUAUGAGGAUACACCAGAUGUCGGCGGUUUUAGGCAAGCACUGGGCCGUUUGCCGGAAGAGUCUAUCCAUGCUGCAUUGUCUGGACAUCUAGGAGGAAAGUACCAGGCUGGUGUGUUCGAGAAGGACCACAGGGCCAUGGAGCACAUCCACAACGACAACCCCUCGCUGGCUCAGCGUCUCAUCGAGAUUGCAAAGCACGACGUUGCCGUCCGAGCAGAGUUGCGCAAGAGACAAGAUAGCACCGCCGAUAACACGACCGUCAUUGCCGUCCCUGCCACCACCUCUUCGGAUGAGGCAUCUUCGACCAGCACCGAGGCCGUCAUAGUUACCGACUCGAGCACGACAUCCGUUUCCUUGACCACAGAGACUUCGGCUCCAUCGACUACCAGUGCUCCUGCAUCAACUACUGAUUCAUCUGUAGCUCCUUCGAGCACCACAGGAGGUGAGAGCAGUGCUGAUUUGUCGUCCGCUUCUUCUUCUGCGUUGAGUUCUGCUUCCCCUACGUCGCGCUCGGAUACUGUUGUUGCUGCCUCUUCCGGCUCGUCUGUUGUCUCUUCCACCCAGGCCUCGACCUCCGAGACCUCCUCUGUCGCCCAGAGUUCUGUUUCCUCCCAACAGAGCUCUGUUUCUUCUGCUGCUGCUGCGUCUUCCUCCGCGGCACAGUCUUCUGCUCCGUCCUCUACCCGCGAGACUUCACAAACCUCCCAGACCUCUGAUGCUUCUUCUGUUUCACCGUCCUCAUCCCCUUCUUCUGGUGCAAUUUCGUCUGGACGUAGCUCAUCAGUUAUAGCAUCCUCCACCGAAGCCUCAUCCUCUGCUUCUUCCGCAAGCUCAGCAGCCUCUUCUUCUGCCGACAGCUCUGCUGAAAGCUCUAGCGCCGCAUCCUCUCAGAGCUCUGCCGCUAGUUCUAUUGCACCGACUGUUGUCGCCAUCACCACCACUAACUCGGCAGGAAGCACUAUCGAGACUUCCGCCACCGCUUCCCGUGAGAUCGCUGCAUCUAGCAGUGAGACCGCUGCUUCGACUGCUUCCGGUGUCCUUGUUCCCGUUGUUCUGUCGAGUACCAACAGCGAUGGAAGCACUGUGGUCCAGACCACUUCAGCUUUCCAGGCAUCUGCAUCCGUCAGUGUUGAACAGACCUACACCACUACCAACUCACAAGGUCGUGCUGUGACCACUUCUGCUCGUUUCCCUGGAGUUGUCGUUGUUACCACUAACUCGCGCGGCUCAACUAUCUCAACAACAUCGGCUGUUGCCAGUGUUGCUGUCAACCAGGAUGGAGACAUUGUCACUUCUGUCAAUGCACCUGAGCCAAGUGGCAGCACUCGCGCCACAAGCGAUUCCGAGGUUGUGACUACUACCGAUGAGUAUGGCGCCAGCGUAGUCCUUUCUGGUGCUUCCCGUGGAGCAGUCAUCACUACUACCGAUGCCAAAGGCUCUACCUUCAUUACUACCUACACUCCUGGUGGCGGCAGAGUCAGCUCUCUCGUCUUGAUGACUACUACCUUGCCCGAUGGCGCACCCGCUACUGUGACCUCAUUGGCCAUUGUUGGUGGUGCACAAGCCGCAACUGCCUCUUCGAACCGUCCCAGCCCCACCAACACUGCCGCUCCUGGCCUGCAGUCUGGUGCUGCUAGCGCAUCUCGCGCGCACGUGAAGGGUGCAUUUGCUGUUAUCGGUGGUGCUCUUGGCUUUGCCUACAUGCUCUAG